AUGUAAAGUCACAAAUCUGAGAGAUCUUACCAAGACUUUCUUUCAGCAAAUGAGUCAGACUUUUUAAACACUUAUUUUUUGUAAUUGGUUAGUGACACUAUCCCUCAGUAUGUUUGUUAAUCGGAAGUGUCCAUGAGACAUUAAAUGGGACUCAAAAUAGAUAUCCAACAACUAUUGCAAUAGAAGCGAAGUCUGCAUAUAAAACCAAAUAGAUACAUGUUUUCACUUUGUGAUUUCAAAUUAGAAGGUGCCAUGCAAUUAUUAAGAAAUCAAAUUUAGAAAUAUGAUUUCCAAGAAAACGAGGAGUAUUUUAAUCUAAUUGAUCUAGGAAGAAGUCUUCAUAAACAAGGAGAAAACUUUAUUAAUCUCUUAUCACCUCUUCCUUUUCAGAUGAUAUUCCAAUUUGCCAAAUUAAUUCCUGGGUCGUUUUGAAUGAUAUUAAAUUGGAAGUGAAGAAAGGAGACAUCCUAUUGUUCAUCGUCAAAAUCAAGGCUUCUUCCUACACUCUAAAUAGAUUAUAGACUCUAAUACAAAAUGAAGUUCAAUACACCAAAGUACAAUUUAAUUAAAUAAAAAAAGUCCAAAUUAAGUGAUUACAUUACUAAAUUUAAGCCCAACAUUUAUCCAAUACUAAUAUUGAAUGCAGAUAUUAAUUUCCCUUAUCAAAAACUGAAUUGCUAAGCUUAUUACAUUGGCAAGUAGAAUCUAAUGUAUCAUUUCUUCCAACAGUUGAGAAUACAAGAUGCCGAGGCUAUAACAGAGGAUGUAUUCAAUUAAUCAACUAGUUUAGUUAAUUUCAAAAUACAAUAUUAAUAGAAUGAGUCAGGCCAGACUGCUAAUUUAGAAGGAAGCCUUGGAGUAUAAGAAACUCGGAAAAAAUAUUGAUAUACUUAAAUUAACUACUUUCGGAGUGGCAAUAGCUUUGGGGUUAAUGUACUUUUUCAAGAAAAAAAUUAUUAAAUGA
This is a messenger RNA of Paramecium octaurelia, 964 nucleotides long. NCBI's taxonomy places the organism in Eukaryota, Ciliophora, Oligohymenophorea, Peniculida, Parameciidae. The record is from the annotation of a GenBank genome assembly.